Messenger RNA from Cynoglossus semilaevis (tongue sole), 2672 nucleotides. Its product is annotated as zinc finger protein 836. The coding region runs from base 733 to 1983 and encodes 416 amino acids. The transcript has 2 exons. NCBI's taxonomy places the organism in Eukaryota, Metazoa, Chordata, Actinopteri, Pleuronectiformes, Cynoglossidae. The record is from RefSeq and is a predicted model, not a curated record.
CCAGAAACGAGUCUCGGUGUGUGCGGUUCUUUAUUCGGACAGUUAUUAAGGUUAGAAAGGAACCUCUGCUUUUAAAGAUACUUCCAAAAUUAGCCAUAAUCACCUGCAAAACAGUACUCAUUUUGGGGAUAUACUGUAUAAGCCUUGCUGCUUAUUAUAUCCUCUUCUGCCAGAGACAUUCAUUACAAGUCUUCCUCAGAGAUGUUCUGUUUCCUUUUCCUCCAUUACUUUUCCAUUUUCUUUGGAUGAUUCCAUUGGUUUCCAAGAUUAUAGCACAGCAUCGCCGAGCUGUAGGUUGCAGCUUUAGCCAAAAGAGACCAUCCACGUAGUGAACUCCUCUCAUGUUUCAAGAUGCAAGCAAAGAUGAAGCUCAGUGUGUAUCUACAGUAAUGGAAGACUUUGUACAGCAUUGGAAGAUUUGUAGAAGUUCAGCAGUUACAGAGUUCAGCAGAGUAUUGAGAUUUUCAGUAGCCACCGGGACAUGAAGAGGUGCACAACAGUGAUGCAGCUCCAUGUUGAGAAGAUUCCACUUUGAUUUCUGCAGUCAUAGAGGUGAAAUUCUUCUAUCAUGAGAUGAAGGUCCAAAACAGGCAAGAUUCGCUUUGACGUAACUCACUGCAUAGGAUGAAGCUCUAACAAACAAACAAAAAAAAUUCAAGGAACAGUCGGACUUGAAGCUGACCUUUAAAGUGGUGAAGAUUUUAUUGUGGUGUGGAUAAUAAGCCUGCCAAUAUGAGAAGGAAAGAGUAUUCGUCAAUCUCAGAAUCUAGUAAUGGACAUAAGAUGCACUCUGAACUUAAGAACUCCCCAAAUCGUGGGCAGUCCAAACAAACACCUAAUGUUAAAUGCUCAGUUUGUACCAUUUGUCGCAGAGGGCCCUUCAGGUCAUUGAGGAUACAUAUGCGUCACUGUACUGGUGCACCAAUGAAAUAUCAGUGUUCACUCUGUGAAAACCACUUUGUAAGUGAAGCUGCUCUUCAGGAACACUAUAUGCCUUUAUACGCCUGUCACGUCUGUGGUCAGAUUUUUCCUCAAGAAAUAUUAUACCGUCACCACUCGUGUCCAAAGGACAGCCGCUCUCCAUAUGUGAUCUACUGUUCAGAUUAUAGGCCUAAAGCGUGCAACAUAUGUAAAUCUUUUUUCACAUCUCAAAAGGCUUUGCUCAACCAUGUCACCAAAGUUCACACAUCAGUGGUCAGCACUAAAAUAUGCAUUGUUACCAAUACAUCAGCAUUGAAAAGUAAAACUUUUUUACCUGUCGACACAGCUCAGUCCGAGGUCACUCAUUCGUCCCUGACUCCUCUGUCAAUAUCUAAUCCCAGCUCCUCCCCCUCCGACAUACAUCUUGACACGUCCUCCAUGUUGACAGCUGAUUUAUCUGGGGUGAAACCAGACAACCAGCCCCAAAACCAUGCUGCUACGCCUGCAAUUGCCCCCUCCACUGCUAAUGAAUCUAUGGACCCUGCUCCCCCACCAGAUCUUUCUAUUGUGGCUAUCUUUAAAAAUAAAAGCGAUGAUGUGGCUUUCAUGAAACGCAUGAACACAGGCUGGCGUGCUAAGAUCCCAUACUCCUGCAGGCACUGCGGUGCCAUCUCACGCCAGCUUUCCUUCAUUAUCAGCCACCGUUACCUGCACCGAGGCAGUGGAGCUCACCGCUGCCAUUGUGGUCGAACUUUCAAGCACAGGCUGCACCUGCUACGACAUUGUCUCCUGCACGCGGAGGCAUUGAGUUACAUCUGUGCAGGCUGUGGGGAAACGUUCUUUGGAGCAAGACUGUUAGCUGAGCACAUGAAUGGGAAAACACAGACUGGGCGAACCACGGAGUGUAAAGUUAAAAAAAAGUGCAGAAUGCCUUUUACGUGUGACUGUGGACAAGUGUUCAUGAGGCCUUCUGCUUUCAUCUGGCAUCAAAUACAAAACUGGACCAGAAGUGGACAUUACAAAAAACGAAUGAAUGGAAGAAUGCCAAACUAUUAUCGUUGAUAAUUCACAGUGUCCUUCACUGUAUCCACCACAGAGAAAAAAAUGGUAAAAAGAAACUGCACACACACACACACAACAAAAACUUUUGGCUCUUUAAUGAUAUGCAUGUUUUGAACGUUAGUUAACAUUUUUGCAAAAUGUUUACAUGAUACAUUGCGAGUGAUUGGUAUAAAGUGCACAGGAAGCACUAAUCCAGUACAAUCGAGUAUUUUUAAUAUUAAACCAUGAAUCCAGUUAAUUCUCCAAAAAUAGUUUGUCCAGUUGUUUAUUUUUCAGUUCAGUUUGUGUGGGUUUCCAUGUUUGCUUAUGUAUACUGUGAUUUUUUUUUCUAUCCUUGACUAUUUUUUUCUUAGGUUUGUAUUUUAUAUUUGCUCUUUUUUUAUUAUGUUCCUUAAAUUCCACUAGAUGGAGCUGUUUUACCGUUUACAAAGCCUGCUCCGAUCGCCGUGAUGACAGGUGUGCAGUGUUUGCAUAUAUUAAUGCUGACAUAAUUUUAGUCGAGUUAUUAUUAUAUUAUUACAUUGGUUUUGACAUCUUUUUGAUCAUCAGUGAAGUGCUAAAGGUACUUAAUACACGUUUGUUCUGCGGGUUGACUAUAAUGAUUUUUAUCAUGUUCUUUGUGUGUAUCAGAAAAACCAAAACAUGUUGUUUCCCACUGAAUUAUAUUCAAUUAAACGGUAUACGAAAAA